Molecule: messenger RNA, 1648 nt
Organism: Exaiptasia diaphana
Lineage: Eukaryota; Metazoa; Cnidaria; Anthozoa; Actiniaria; Aiptasiidae
Product: coiled-coil domain-containing protein 96
Exons: 15
Coding region: 13-1527 (504 amino acids)
Biological process (GO): cilium assembly
Cellular component (GO): axoneme; ciliary basal body
Source: RefSeq, a predicted model, not a curated record
UCAAAGCAAAACAUGGCGGACGAGGAGAGUAAAGAAGUUCCAAGCAAUACAAAUGAAGARACAGCAGAUGGUCCAACAGAGCCAAACGAAACUGCUGAUAACAUUCCCGAGGAAGCUAGUGGUGAAACUGAAGCUCAGCCUUCUGUGGAAGAUACUGGAGAAGGUCCCACAAUUGAAGUAACAGACACAAGUGACAAUGCCAACACAGAGGAGCCUGUUGCAUCAAGUGAAGAACAAAAAGAAGAAGAAAAAGUAAUUGAAACGGAAGAUGAAAAUGCUCCGAUCCCUGAAAAUGAGGGUGUUCCAGAGGAAGACAGCACCCCAGCAGUAGAGGUAGCAGAGCACAUGUCAAGGGAGGGGACACCUACAGAUGAAGUAGUCACUAGUGGUCCAACUGARGGACCUGAUGCAAGCGGCACCCCUCCACCAGCAACACAAUCACCCGAACCUGAAGAUAGUCCGAGAUAUGAUGAACAGCUUCCUUACGAUGAUAAUCAAAUGUAUGAAGAUGAGGAAGAAUACUAUGAAGAUAGCGAACCUGAAGAACCACUUUACAACAGACAAGAACUCAUGGACAAAUAUCAUCAAGCACUAGAAGAAAGAUCAUCAUUGCAAUCACUGAAUGCUCAACUUCAGCAUAAAUUAGCAGAGUACUUCAAGAAAAAGAAGAGUGAUGAAAGGCAGCAAGAAAUAGAAAAAAGUGUCACGGACCAGGAACAGCGUUACUUAAAAUACAUGUCAAAUCUAGAGGAACUACAAAACGAGGAACGUAAAGAAAAAGACAAUUACAAAAUGCAAAUUGAGGAUCUCAAAGCAAAAUGUCAUGAAAAAGAACAAGCAGUGGAAGACUCUAGUGCCCAAUUUUCCAAGUUUAAACUGGAAAUUGCAAAACAGGCAAUAAACAGCAGAUCAGGAAAGCCAAUCUCUCCAAAGGACAUUGAGCAGUACCAARCUUUAGAAGCUAAGAAAGAGCUGGAAGUCACUGGGGUUAGGCUGGAAAACAUAAAGUUAAGAAACAGACUUAAGAAGAGAGAAAUGCAGCUGAAAGCAAAGGAAGAACUUGCCGAGGGUCUUCACUUGAUUGACUUUGAACAACUGAAGAUUGAAAAUCAGACAUAUAAUGAAAAGAUCGAAGAAAGAAAUGAGGAAUUGCUAAAGCUAAGAAAGAAGAUCACAACUACAGUUCAAGUUCUGACUCAUCUAAAAGAGAAACUACAGUUUGUACAAGCAGAAAAUGGAGAACAAAGAUACAAAUUACGUUCUGUUGAGUCAUUGGCAGCUCAGAAAAGGGAUAUACUUACUCGAACAAAACAAGUCCGAGAUGCUUUGAGAAUAGAAAAUGUAAAACUUCGUCAGAAAUGUGGCCUGCUUGGUAAUGAGCCGCUUYUGAGAGACUACGAGUUACGGAAGGAUCAGAGUGACGACCUUAGCUCGAAAAUAGAAAAACUCAAAAUGGAGCAUGCCGAACUCACCAUGAACUGCGCUGGAGUAAAACAGAAAAUAGAUGAAGCACAACAAGAACAAUAAAACAACAUUGUCUCAGAAUAAGAAGAUUGUAAAUACUGUUUGUAAUUGAAAAUGAGGAGAAAUUGAAAUAAUAAAAAGUACAAUUUAAUAAAAGGAUGUAAACUUUUUAAUUAUAUUCGAA